AGUGCCCUGCACCGCCAUCAAAAGUAGAGAAGAAGAAGAAAUCCCGGAAGCACAUGGUGACCAGUGUGGGAAUGUGUACAACUCAACUGGAUCUUUACAGUUUUGUCUUAUUUCAAUUUCCCUACAUAACCACCGGCGUACAAGCGUGUUUUUUGGUUGUCAUUGUAAAGUCUCGCUUUGUUUGUUGACGUGUAACGAGCAGGUAUAUCUCGUUUCCGUCAUGGUUCGAGCAAAAAGGGGUAAGGCCUUACAAAGGCCAAGAAGGACCCAACAAUAUGAUGAAGAUGACCCUGAUGCCUACAAAGACAUGCCUGUCCCUGACAAGAAAUCAGCAAGUUACACUAAGGACAAGAUCGAUGAGUUCCAUGACGAGAAGAUUGCAAAACUUCUCGCCAGUGGUGUUCAGACCGAGAGCGACGUGGAGGAACUGGAUGAUGAGGAGGAGGUAAUGGCUCUGGACGAUUCUGAGUCGGAGGAGGAGGAAGAAGAGGAGGAAGAUAUGGAAAGUGAUCUAGAGGGGAAAAACGACGAAGAUCUUCCUAAUGAAAUGGCUUGGGGAGCCAAGAAGAAGAUGUAUUACGACACUGACUAUGUGACCACCAAAGGGAGGUCUCGCGAAGAGCUGGAAGCUGAGGAUCAAGAGGAAGAAGAAGAGGCUAAAAAUAUCCAAAACCGUUUAGCUGCAAAUCUGAGCGAGGAGGAUUAUGAUUUAAACCUUUUCCAGGAGUUUGCUGUGGAGGAGAAAGAUGAAAGCAAGCCCGCUGAAAAGGAGGAGAGGAUUGUGAAGGACCUGAAGCAGAUGUCCCAGAAGGAGAAGAUGAAACUUCUGAAGAAGGAGUCACCAGAGCUGCUUGAACUUAUCCAAGACUUCAAGGCAAAGCUCGCUGAACUGAAGGACGAGCUGCAGCCCCUCGUACAGAUGGUCAAGGAUGGAAAGAUCCCACCAGGAAAGGGUGCCGACUAUCUCAAGACAAAACAGCAGCUUUAUCUCAAUUACUGCACAAACAUCAGUUUCUACAUGGUGCUUAAAGCAAAACGGAUCCCAGCUCACAACCAUCCUGUGAUUGAAAGACUGCUCACCUACAGAAAUCUCAUCAAUGAACUUGGUGCAGUGGACGCUCGACUUGCACCACAAUAUCGUAAGCUACUAGCUGGUGAGGAGGAAGGAAAAGCCAGCAGCAGAACAGCAGCAGCAGCAGGCAAGAAGACCAGAGUCACCAGCAAGAAGGAAAAGGAUUCUGGAGCAGCUGUGCCAGAGGUUGAGGAGGACUCUGACCUGGAUGACGAAGCAGCUCUGCGUUUCUACAAACAGAUGGAGGAGCGGUUGAAGCUGAAGAGAAAGGGCAACGAGCCAGAGCCUGAAGAGUUGGGAGAAAAUGUUGAGGAGGAGCAAGAGCCUGAUGAAAAUGCUAAGAGAGGAAUCACGUACCAGAUGGCCAAGAACAAGGGGCUGACACCAAAGAGGAAGAAAAUUGACCGCAACCCCAGAGUCAAGCACAAAGAGAAGUUCCGACGUGCCAAAAUCCGCAGAAAGGGCCAGGUCCGUGAGGUUCGUCGGGAGGAGACGAGAUACAGCGGAGAGAUGUCCGGUAUUCGUGCUGGUGUCAAGAAGAGCGUCAAACUUAAGUAACCAGGAGAGAAUCCAACAUAAGAUGCCAAGUGGAACCACGGGAUUGAAGCAAGCAAGACUGAUAAUGGAUGGUACUUGUUGUUUAUUAUGGGUGACUCGUGUAGUAAAGUACAUCACUGAUGAUUGAAAUGUCAUUCAUUGUUGUAGAAAAGACACCAAAAUGUAUUUCCCUGCAAAUAAACAUUUUACAAACUUUCA
This is a messenger RNA of Acanthopagrus latus (yellowfin seabream), 1828 nucleotides long. RefSeq names its product UTP3 small subunit processome component (gene utp3). The coding region runs from base 221 to 1630 and encodes 469 amino acids. Lineage: Eukaryota; Metazoa; Chordata; Actinopteri; Spariformes; Sparidae. Gene Ontology annotation, biological process: maturation of SSU-rRNA from tricistronic rRNA transcript (SSU-rRNA, 5.8S rRNA, LSU-rRNA). The record is from RefSeq and is a predicted model, not a curated record. Gene Ontology annotation, cellular component: nucleolus; small-subunit processome. The transcript has 16 exons.